Messenger RNA from Angiostrongylus costaricensis, 1368 nucleotides. Lineage: Eukaryota; Metazoa; Nematoda; Chromadorea; Rhabditida; Metastrongylidae. The record is from the annotation of a GenBank genome assembly.
AUGGCUAAGCACUCAACAGUCAAACCGGCAGCAAGUGCGGUCAACGGCCUUACUGACACUAACGAUGUGCAAGUUAAUCCUCUAAUAAAGACGGAAUCGGAAACGGAUGGAGCCAGUGAGGCAGCGCUCGAGCCAUAUUCUGGAGCUGGUGCAGUGUCGUCGUCCUCCGGUGGUACUGAAGAUCAGUAUCAAGAUUGCAGGGUCUAUGUAAGCAAUAUACCGUUCAACUUUCGCAGUCGAGAUCUCAUCGGAAUGUUUUCGCCGUUUGGAAAAGUGUCUAGUGCCGAGAUCGUAAUGAACGAACGUGGCUCGAAAGGUUUUGGAUUCGUCACGCUCGACUCGAAGCAGAGCAGUGAGGCAGCACGAAGUGCCCUAAACGGUACCGUAGUGAAUGGACGAGUUAUUGAGGUUAAAAAGGCGACCGCGAUGCCACCUCGUCGCAAUUUCACCAUCAAUCGCCCUCAACCACCUCCAGCACCAGGGCCAAGCGUCCUUAUACCGCCAGGGCGUACUGAUUUAUUCAGUUCCAGACAGCUCCCUCAGGUUCAGCCGCGCUCUUUCGUCUACAGCAGUCCUGCCGAACAACUUAAUUCUCUGCUUGUAGCACAGAAUCAACUAGCCAUCAUCAAUCCAAUUCCACACAAUGAAAUGCCAUACUCGACUUUGUUUGUUCCUCAGCAGUUCUCUCCUUAUCUCCAUCAGCAUGCUGUUGCAGCUAAUGGUAUACCAGUAUCUCCUAUGGGAUUUUCACCGUUUCCGCUGCAGUUCUUGUACACUACGCCAUCCACUCCUAUCGGCACUCCAGCUUCAAAUCAAUCUCUCAAUGCUGCCCUCGUGCCAUUUUCAACUCCUGGUUUCACUUAUGCUCCUACCCCAAAUGUCAAUCAGGCUGGCGUUUUCAUUCAGCCUCCAGUGCCUUGUAACCUUGCUCAAGAUCUAUCAAAUAAUGCCAAAGGGUAUCUGGACUUACUGGGAUCAUUUGGCGUAGGAAAUGGAGUAGCUCCAUCGUCUGAAAAUGUGAGUAAUUUGGCGCAAUGUACUCCAACACAAACUCUUCGCUCACUGGACCAGUCAUGUGUCAUUGACACUUCUCUUCAUGGGGAACCACUAAAGGAAGGGCAGUUUGGACCUAUUGGAAGGGCAGUACCACCUGGUAACGUCAGUUUGAGUUCUUCCACCAACGACUUUCCCACGCAGUCUUCUGUCACGCGUGAUGCGCACCCUUUUGGAUGCCCUUCUGGUAAUGAAUCUCUGUAUACUAUACCCGUUUACCACCACUUCGAACCCACAACCGACCGUAAUGCUCGGAAACGCCUUAGCACUCUUGACGGACAUCAUCUGAACAACAAACUGGCGAAACCCGGAUGA